Molecule: messenger RNA, 3589 nt
Organism: Engraulis encrasicolus (European anchovy)
Lineage: Eukaryota; Metazoa; Chordata; Actinopteri; Clupeiformes; Engraulidae
Gene: ighd
Product: immunoglobulin heavy constant delta
Exons: 13
Coding region: 198-3482 (1094 amino acids)
Source: RefSeq, a predicted model, not a curated record
AUCAUUUUUUAAACAUGGGACCAGCAUGGACCUCGUAAAUAAAAUGUAGGCCUACUGUGACCUAUGGAUAUUUUAGACUAGAAGGUAUUUAUUGGGGAAAAAGUGUAUCCAAGCGCCAUCAUUCCACAUUUUUGUACGGCAGCUGCGUAAGUAAUGCAAACUGUGACAAUGCUUUUGACUAUUGGGGGAAAGGAACAAUGGUCACGGUUUCAUCCGCUCAAGCUUCGGUCCCGACGUCCCUAUUCCCACUGUCACAGUGUGGUUCUGACUCUGGAUAUGUCACUCUCGGAUGUGUCACCGCGGAAUUCUUGCCAGCCAACUCUGUGACGUUCAAGUGGAAGGAUGCCUCUGGGAGUGAGCUGAGUGACUUCAUCCAGUAUCCCGACUUCCAAGUCAAUGGGAAAUACUCCAAGGUUAGCCAGAUCAAGAUCAAGGACUCUGACUGGGAAGCCAAAAAAUCUUACACCUGUGAAGUGGAGUAUCCCAACGGCAACAAAAAGGCAACCUUAAUUAAGCCAGUUGAGCAACUGCGCCUUCCCAGCCUCUACCUGAUGCUCCCGUCGGAGGAAGAGGGCCUGCAGAACCAGACGUCUACCUUUGUCUGCCUUGCGAGGGACUUUGCCCCUCAGUCACACAAGUUUCACUGGGUGUACAACGGCAACUACUUACCGGGGGAGAGCAGUGGCGAACAGAAAGGCUCAGAUGGCAACUACACGGCCAGUAGCUACCUGGUGGUCAGCCAUGCCUCCUGGGCCUCCGCAGGCGCGGUCAGGUGUGAGUUUGAGCACAAGUCUGGAAACUUGACCAAAGAGGCGUGGCAAGCUCCACUGUCAGCAGAACUGACGCCCCCGUCCCAGAGAGAGCUGUUCCUCAACAACAAAAUAGUGUUAAAGUGCAUCAUUACCGGGGCCGACUCAGCAGCUGUUAAGGGGGCUCAGGUAACAUGGAAGGUGGCAGGGAAAGAGCCGAACAGCCAAACCACACUGAGCGCUGCCGAAUCCUUGAAGAACGGGAAGUCCAGGAGGGUCAGCAGCCUUGAGGUGGAAAUGGCCGACUGGUUCUCUGGAAGUGUCGUCGAGUGCCAGGUGUCUGACCCACGCUACGGCAUGCUCAAGGCCAGCCCACUGACAACCAGCAUCAAAAAAAGUGACGGAGGAGACCCCGAGGUGAUCAUCUACACCCUCCCGGACAGCAAAGUCGCCAGCCAGGAGGAGUCUGUGGUGUGUGAGGUCCGGGGGCCUUCUCUGGGUGACGUUUACAUCAUGUGGCGGGUGGAUGGAGGAAACUACAUGGAAGGGAACUCUGGCAACCUGAAACGUGACAAUGGCAAUGAGUCAGUGGUCAGCAUCCUGACGGUCCCAUCGGAGAGCGUGACUGAGGCCACCUUGUUCACCUGCGCCGUGAAAUACAGCGGCAUGGAAAACUACACAGCCCCACGCGUGGAGCAGCACUCCAAAACUCAACUGUCAGUAGAACUGACGCCCCCAUCCCAGAGAGAGCUCUUCCUCAACAACAAAAUAGUGUUAAAGUGCAUCAUUACCGGGGCAGACUCAGCAGCUGUCAAGGGGGCUCAGGUAACAUGGAAGGUGGCAGGGAAAGAGCCGAGCAGCCAAGCCACACUGGAGAACGGGGAGUCUAGGAAGGUCAGCAGUCUUGAGGUGGAAAUGGCCAACUGGUUCUCUGGAAGUGUCGUCGAGUGCCAGGUGUCUGAUCCGCGCAAAGGUGUGGUCAAGGACAGCUCACUGAUGAAGAGCAUCAAAAAAAUUGACGGAGGAGACCCUGAGGUGAUCAUCUACACCCUCCCGGACAGCAAAGUCGCCAGCCAGGAGGAGUCUGUGGUGUGUGAGGUCCGGGGGCCUUCUCUGGGUGACGUUUACAUCAUGUGGCGGGUGGAUGGAGGAAACUACAUGGAAGGGAACUCUGGCCACCUGAAACGUGACAAUGGCAAUGAGUCAGUGGUCAGCAUCCUGACGGUCCCAUCGGAGAGCGUGAGAGAGGCCACCUUGUUCAACUGCGCUGUGAAAUAUGGCGGCAUGAAAGACCACACCACCCCAUACCUGAAGAAGUACUCCAAAACCACGGAGACCCCCUCAGCGCCUACAGUCACGGUGCUGCAGAGGCCCGGACAGCUGGUGUGCCUGGUGUCCGACUUCAGCCCCUCAGCUAUCAAAAUCACAUGGCUGAAGAACGGCAUGAGGAUAGAUGAGGAGGGGCCUGAUCAUGGGCCUGGGCAGUCCAUCAGCACGGCUCAGGUCUCCAAGGGGCACGACAGGAAGUUCAGCACCCACAGUCACCUCAACCUGACCUCUGGAGACUGGGACAGCGGCAUGAGGUUCACCUGCCUGGUCACGCACGUCACAGGGGAGCUGUCCAGGAAUAUUUCUAAACCAGCUCCACUGUCAGUAGAACUGACGCCCCCAUCCCAGAGAGAUAUCUUCCUCAACAACAAAAUAGUGUUAAAGUGCAUCAUUACCGGGGCAGACUCAGCUGCUGUCAAGGGGGCUCAGGUAACAUGGAAGGUGGCAGGGAAAGACCCGAGCAGCCAAGCCACACUGGAGAACGGGGAGUCCAGGAAGGUAAGCAGUCUUGAGGUGGAAAUGGCCGACUGGUUCUCUGGAAGUGUCGUCGAGUGUCAGGUGUCUGAUCCGCGUGAAGGUGUGGUCAAGGACGGCCCACUGACAACGAGCAUCAAAAAAAGUGACGGAGGAGACCCUGAGGUGAUCAUCUACACCCUCCCGGACAGCAAAGUCGCCAGCCAGGAGGAGUCUGUGGUGUGUGAGGUCCGGGGGCCCUCUCUGGGUGACGUUUACAUCAUGUGGCAGGUAGAUGGAGGAAACUACAUGGAAGGGAACUCUGGCCACCUGAAACAUGUCAAUGGCAAUGAGUCAGUGGUCAGCAUCCUGAGCGUCAAAUCGGAGAACGUGACUGAGGCCACCUUGUUCACCUGCGCCGUGAAAUACGCCGGGAUGGAAAACUACACAGCCCCACGCGUGGAGCAGCACUCCAAAACCACGGAGACCCCCUCAGCGCCUACAGUCACGGUGCUGCAGAGGCCCGGACAGCUGGUGUGCCUGGUGUCAGACUUCAGCCCCUCCGCUAUCAAAAUCACAUGGCUGAAGAACGGCAUGAGGAUAGAUGAGGAGGGGCCUGAUCAUGGGCCUGGGCAGUCCAUCAGCACGGCUCAGGUCUCCAAGGGGCACGACAGGAAGUUCAGCACCCACAGUCACCUCAACCUGACCUCUGGAGACUGGGACAGCGGCAUGAGGUUCACCUGCCUGGUCAAGCACGUCACAGGGGAGGUGUCCAGGAAUAUCUCUAAACCAGAGCCCCAGAAUGAGGUGCUGUUCCACGAUGACAACAUGGCCGACGCUGUGACCGAGGACACCAUAGCCGAGACCCUGAACAUGGCCUGGGCCUUCCUCUUCCUCUUCCUCUUCAGCCUCCUCUACGGCUGCACCGUCACCCUCAUUAAGGUGAAAUGAAGCGCCGGGUACAGAAAGUCUCCACUGUAUUGAUUACUGUAGUGAUGAAUCAUGGAAGCCCUGUGUGUGUGUGUGUGUGUGUGUGUGUGUGUGUGUGUGUGUGUGUG